Molecule: messenger RNA, 660 nt
Organism: Prunus avium (sweet cherry)
Lineage: Eukaryota; Viridiplantae; Streptophyta; Magnoliopsida; Rosales; Rosaceae
Source: RefSeq, a predicted model, not a curated record
AUGGAACGCUAUUUUAAGAGAAGGUUUGCAUCAACUACUUCUAGUUCGGAUAAUGUGGGUAGUUCGAGUUCGAGAGAUGUGGAUAUUUCAAGAGAUGUGGAUGUUUCAAGAGAUGUGGAUAGUUCGAAAGAAAGUGAGUUGCAAGAUAUCUUGGCUAAUCUUAUUGCAGACCCCGGACUUCGGCCUCAAAUGUUAGACUAUGAUCCUAAUAUUAGAGACGAAGUUCGAAGAGCAUAUCUACAAAAAGGUCCAUGUCAGCCUAAGGAUCAUACAUUUCCACAAACUGAUCUUUCAGGGUAUGAUCGACGCUUUAAUGUCAAGUGGUUUGAUGAGUUUGACUGGUUGGAGUACAGUAUUAGUAAAGAUGCUGCAUUUUGCCUUUAUUGUUAUCUCUUCAAAUCCAAUUUCAGAAUUGGUCAAGGGUGUAGCGACGCCUUCACAGAAAUGGGUUUUAGGAAUUGGAAGAAGAAAGAGAAGAUUAGGCAACAUGUUGGGCAUGUUGGAAGUGGCCGGCUAGAGGAGAACAAAGACCCAAACAAGCUGGGACUGGGAGCAGGCGGGGCCGUUAAUGCUAUCAUUUUGCUUGACAUAUUCCUCUUCCCAAAAUCCAUCUCGACUCGGGGAUUCUCAAAACAGUUGUUCCUGGUGGUGAGGGACUGA